AUGGCGCCACCUUCUUCAACCGAUACUGUACCUUUCAGCGAGGAGAUCAAUCCAAUUGAGGAUGGAAGUAUGAAGGAUGCAUGGAACAAGUUUUCCGACUGGGUUUUACACGCCGCGCAGGGCAUUAAUGACGAAACGCUCGAACAUCCUUACUUCAUCUCAUUCGCUCUGCUCAUCCUCUGGGCAUGGCCGCAUAUUCUCAUGCUCCCCGUUUGGUUCGGCAAGGAUGCCUAUCGACGCAUGGACGGACACGCACGUAACGCUGUUGGAAGAGCUACAGCUCCCGUGCGGCGCAGGAAGCGCGACACAUUCAUGGCGACCUACCAUUCAAUGACGAAUGCUUCAUAUGAGCCAUACGAUACGUCUCGUCCUCCGUUAUUCGGUGGAACACCUCUAAGCGAUGGAGAUUUCUCAGUUGAGGAAGAUCGUAGGCUUCCCAUUGCAUUGCGUGUCAUCCGCUGGUUUGCGUUGGCGUGGUCCGUGUUCAUUCUUGGUCGCGAGCUCUACUUCUUCGUGGCACGUUACUGA
Molecule: messenger RNA, 528 nt
Organism: Fomitiporia mediterranea MF3/22
Lineage: Eukaryota; Fungi; Basidiomycota; Agaricomycetes; Hymenochaetales; Hymenochaetaceae
Exons: 3
Coding region: 1-528 (175 amino acids)
Source: RefSeq, a predicted model, not a curated record